This is a messenger RNA of Anneissia japonica, 2850 nucleotides long. RefSeq lists its product as uncharacterized. The record is from RefSeq and is a predicted model, not a curated record. Lineage: Eukaryota; Metazoa; Echinodermata; Crinoidea; Comatulida; Comatulidae. Gene Ontology annotation, molecular function: protein binding. Gene Ontology annotation, biological process: signal transduction.
GUGAAAGAACUAGCUGCAAAGUGUGGUGUCAUCCAAGAAAUUCAACUGUUCACUAUGUUGCAUUUCUACCAUGACCUCGGAAACAUCAUCUACUACGGUGAACAGCAUACACCAGGCAGUGCUCUCAAUGACAUCAUCAUCCUGAAUCCUCAUUGGUUAAUAUGUAUCUUUAGGAGAGUGAUCACAGUCAAGGAUCCUUCAGAGCAAUGGGCCAAAUUCAGAAGUUCAUGGGCAAGACUUGAUGAAGAAGGACUCCUGGAAGAGAGACUGAUCCGACACAUGUGGCAUGACUUCCUUGACCAGUUAGAAGGCUUGUUACAGCUGAUGCAGAAGUUUGACUUGCUUUGUGUCAAGGCACAAUCUCCUGAGAUGCCAGCCGUUGUCGGAUCACCCGAGGAAGGGAAUCGUCUCUUCUACGUACCAUCCCUGCUAAAGAAGCAAGAAGAUGAGAUGGUGUGCAUGGACCCGCUGAUGAAGUCCAAAUCAGUGGUCAUCCUGUACAUUGACUUCAAUGGGUUUUUGCCUGAAGGUCUCUUCUACCGACUCACUUUGAGGCUUGUGCAGUGGUCACAGCAUCAGGGAGGCUAUGAACCUAGGCUCUUCUACCAACAGGCCAACCUUUAUGUGGAUGAAUAUCAUGACAUGAUCCUGAGGAUCCUGCCUCAGAAGAGAUCUUGCAUCCAGGUAGCCAUUGUGCGGGCUAAAUCUGUUGGAAGUGAUGAUGAAGAGGAAGAGGAAGAUGAUGUUGAGCCUUGCCCAGAUGUUUGCAAAGUGGUGCUAGCACUCUUGGAGAAUAACCUGCUAAACCUUGGACAUACCUGGAUGAAACGCAUUGACUUUGGCUUCUGCAUCUUGUGUAGUGCUUGCGACAGGGAGAAGAAUCACUUCCAUGAACUCAAGAAAUGCCUGAAAGCAAAGUGUGUUCCUUGUGGGAACCAUCGGCGGAUGAAGACUAAACGGUUCCAACGCUUGUUUGGGGAAUCCGGAGCAAUGCAAGAAAUGCCAAAAUCCCCUGCUGCUCAGGUAAAGCACAAGGUGCCUGUUUUCCUGCGGUCACUAAACGGAGUCUUCAAGGAAAUCUCAUCACCUAUCCUGCCAUUUGACCUUAUGACAGAGAUCUGCGUCCUCCUCGACCCGUUGCACCCACUUUCCAAUGAUUGGCGUGGCCUAGCCUCAAAGCUUGGCUAUGAUCGUUAUAUCAACUACCUGUCCAUGAAACUUAGCCCUACCAUGUGCAUACUGAAUGGGUGGUCUGAGAAAGGCUGGUCAGUUGAGGAUCUUAAGGAGUGUAUGAUGGCCAUGAAACGUCAUGAUGUUGUACACUUGAUUGACAAACAGCUCCCAACCGAAGGUUGAAGAUGGGAGACUCAGCAAUGCAUUGUGCAUUCUCUGUCAGAAGCGUCUGCAUAACAGUAGAAGAAUAUGUACGCUGCAUCAGGGGUGGCGCCAGCAGGUGGGCUGGCUGGGCGUCGGGGAGCCACAAUAAAAUCUGGCAGAGAAAAAUGAACCAUGGUAAGGCUGAGGUGCAGGCCCUAGGUGUAUGAUUGUUGUGAAAAUUUAAGCUGUGAUCUAACCAUGGUCCAUUUUUGCACACCCAAUACCCCCACAUCUUUAACAAUUGUAAGUGGCCCAAGGUGGGUUGGUCCAUCUGAGAGAAAAAAGCUGUAGCACCCUUGUACUAUACCUGGUGCUGCAGUAAUUGGUGCUCCUAAAAUAAUAAUAUUCUUUGUGUAAUAUAUGAAUGAUAUUGAAGUCUUUCACACUAUGAUGGUGAUGUUGAUGCAAAAUUGGACAAAUCUUGUAUAUUGACAUGUAAAUUUUGGCAUUACUAUUUUGUACAUACCAACCACUUUCAAGUCUAUAUUUUUACUUUAUUUUGUAUACUAAUCAAUUAAAUGCUUUUGUGACAAAAUAUAAAUAAACUGCAAUUUGUAAUUUUAUAUAAUUAUAUAAUUUUAUAAUAGAAUGUAUUUUCUUAACAUUACUGUGAUCUUAAACUUUUCGUGAGAGCAGGUAACUUUAAAAGAAUUUCCUAAGGGCCAACAUGUGUUUGCAAUUAAUCCAAUGAGAAAAUUUGAUCCAACAGAUGUCAUAAAUAUUUUGCGUGCUAUGUAAGAUAUGAUUAUAUCUCCAUGAUACGAUACAUCUUCAUUCUCACAACAGUAUACUACAUCUGAGAUAUGGAACCUAAAAUCUCGAAUUAGAAAUAACUAGAAUUAUGUAAAGUUUGUGAAAACAAACAAUAAACUUCAAUAAAUGUUUACAUAUUAAUGAGAUGGAAUAAAUACUAAAGCCCUAUCCAGACUAUGAAAUUUUAUUUGAUAAAAAUAUGUGACGUGCCUAAAUAUGAUGACAUCACAUCAUGACCAUAUAUAGGCACAACAUGACUAAAUAUGGACAUACAACAGUUUUUGUCAAAGAAAAUUUGAUAGUGUGGACAGAGCUUAAUACUACCAGUAUGACUGCUCCCUGAUGCUACUACAAAGAAAAUGAGAUGGAUAUUGGAACUGAAUGUUGGUAGUUUAAUUGUUUUGUGGGCUAUGAUAAUUCUCACGGCUACCUAAAGGUCCAUUAUAUUGCUACUCUUUGUCUUUUGGCUGAAUUGAAUUCAUGUAUGCACCUUUCAGACAAGGCUUUUUGUUGACACUAUCAAAACAAGCCUAAAUCAUUAAGGAAAUAUCCUCCAUGCCUAAAUAUUCUGUGUUCAUAGCCAUUGGAAGCAUCUUGCAACUGGUUUAACGAUAUAUAUAGUGGAUUUAUUGACAUGCAUUAAACUUCUGUGCUUAAAAUAUUUGUAUUGUAUAAUUUUGUAUCCUCUCAUUGGUGAAAUAAAUUACAUUCUUUUACAAA